AUGAUUCUCUGUCAUCUUGCACUGUCCACCUUUCUCUUCAACCUGGUAGCAUCUUCUCAAAGCUCGACGGUAAACCUUGGUUACGCGCGAUAUCAAGGCCAGGCGUUACCGGAUGGCAUCACUCAGUGGCUGGGGAUACGCUAUGCUGCCGCACCUGUAGGGCCCCUGCGGUUCUCUGCGCCGCAGGAUCCCGAGACGGUAGAGGGUGUCCAGGAUGCAUCACAGCACGGGCCCCUGUGUAUCCCCACGGGCGAAUAUCCGGCUCCUGCUGGCACAUCUGAAGAUUGUCUUUUUCUCGAUCUAUACGUCCCUAGCGCAGCGAGAAACGCUACCAAGCUGCCCGUUUUUGUUUGGAUUCAAGGAGGCGGCUUCAAUCAAAAUUCAAGCCCCAACUACAAUGGAACAGGUCUAAUCAAAGCAUCUGAAAUGGCCAUCCUUGUGGUUACCUUCAACUACCGAGUAGGCCCUUACGGUUUUCUGUCCGGGGCGGAGGUGUCAAAGGGUGGAAGCGUGAAUAAUGGCCUGAAGGAUCAGAUCAAGGUUCUAAAAUGGGUGAAGACACAUAUCAGCAAGUUCGGAGGGGAUCCCAAUCAUGUUGUCAUCGGCGGCGAUAGCGCCGGUGCGGCCUCUAUUACACUUCUUCUUUCAGCCUACGGAGGCGAGGAUCAAGGUCUCUUCCAUGCUGCUGCUGCAGAGUCGCAAAGCUUCGGUCCCGUGUGGACCAUCGACCAAAGCCAGUUUGCCUAUAAUAACCUCGUUAUCCGCACCGGUUGCGCAAGUGACCCAGACACGCUUGCAUGCUUGCGCAGCCUGGAUACAGCGAGCAUACAGCGCGUAAACAUCAAUACGCCCUUACCUAGCGCUCAAACGCCGCCUCUGUACAUGUAUGGACCUGUAGUGGAUGGAGACCUUGUCCCCGACUACACGUAUCGACUAUUCCAGCAGGGAAAAUUCAUCAAGGUUCCUGUUAUUUUUGGAGACGACACAGACGAAGGCACCAUCUUCGUUCCCAAAAACACGUCCACUGUCGGGGAAGCCGAUACUUUCAUCCAGAGUCAAUUCCCUAAUAUUAGGUUUGAUCACCUGGCGAAGUUGAAUCACUGGUACCUCUCAGAAAACCAGACUCGCCAAUUUCCCGAUUCAAAACCGUACUGGAGACCCACGAGCAACGCAUACGGUGAGAUCCGGUAUAUCUGUCCAGGAAUCUACUUGUCAUCUGUAUUCGCCUCGGCCGGAGUGAAUAGUUGGAACUACCACUACGCCGUUGAAGACCCAGCUGCGGAAGCGUCUGGUGAAGGGGUUAGCCAUACGGUGGAAGAAAAUGCAAUUUGGGGACCGCAGUACGUGAGCGGGACCCCUCCUGCAUCGUACUUUACCUCGAAUGCCCCCAUUGUGCCGGUGAUGCAGGGCUACUGGACCAGCUUCAUCAAAUUCUUCGAUCCCAAUCCGCAUCGUUACCUCGGUAGCCCUGAGUGGAAGACAUGGGGUGACGGAAAGGACUACCGUCGCAUUUUCAUCCAAACCAACAAUACCGCAAUGGAGACGGUGCCGAUGGCACAGAGGGAGCGAUGCGAUUACUGGACAAGCAUAGGCACGGAUCUUUCGCAGUAA
Molecule: messenger RNA, 1611 nt
Organism: Aspergillus ibericus CBS 121593
Lineage: Eukaryota; Fungi; Ascomycota; Eurotiomycetes; Eurotiales; Aspergillaceae
Product: putative triacylglycerol lipase
Exons: 3
Coding region: 1-1611 (536 amino acids)
Source: RefSeq, a predicted model, not a curated record